Molecule: messenger RNA, 1008 nt
Organism: Hyaloscypha bicolor E
Lineage: Eukaryota; Fungi; Ascomycota; Leotiomycetes; Helotiales; Hyaloscyphaceae
Product: HET-domain-containing protein
Exons: 3
Coding region: 1-1008 (335 amino acids)
Source: RefSeq, a predicted model, not a curated record
AUGGCGUCCAAUCUUCAGUACACCUAUGAUUCUCUCUCGCCUCGGACGGUGCGAUUACUCCGAUUAUGGCCGGGGCCACCAGGCUCUCCCCUCAUUUGUUCCCUGGACAAGGUAUCUCUGGAUGACGCAAACCUGGAAUACAAAGCCUUGUCCUAUGUUUGGGGCGAUGAAUUCCCGCAGUCCAGGCUCUGGAUUAAAGGGAUUGAUGGGAUUCAUCGCAAGCAGCUUUUAAUCCGCCCCAAUCUAGCUACAGCACUUAAGCAGCUUCGGGAAAACCAACUUAUCCAGCAGGCAGUUCAUGAGCAGUUUACCUUUCCGACAUAUCUUUGGAUGGAUGCAGUCUGUAUUGAUCAGGGCAAUAUUGAGGAACGGAGCCAACAAGUCUCGCUGAUGUAUGAAAUCUACACUGCUUCAACCGUCAUUGCCUGGCUCGGUGAAGAAGACGAAUACACCGUUCCAGCACUUCGACUACUCUAUGGACUUUCCAAUCUCUGGGACUGGUGGUCGGACGAUGCAAAGGCUGCAAUCCGCCAGUUGGCCCAUAACGAGAAAUUCAAAAGCUUCUGGGUUGCAUUAGGUCAUUUCUUUGCACGGCCCUGGUGGACACGAAUGUGGAUUAUACAAGAGAUUGUCCUGGCAAGGGACGCGAUUCUUGUCUGUGGCCGUUGGUACGUGAGUUGGGUUCGACUCUGUAAGGCGACGCCUGUGUUAAUGGAUAGUUCUACCGACGAACUUUCCGAGGCAACCCUUGUCACAGGAGAGUUUCGCCAUUUCCAUGCAGCCCUACAAGGUAUUGGCUUACUCAAAUGCUUAAAGAUAAUCAAAACUAGAAUGAAGUUUGGUCAAGAUCCGACCGGGACCAGCUCGCUAGAGAAGUGCGUUUUGUCUGCACUUCUAUAUGUCGGAAGAAACUACGAAGCCACCAAGCCACUAGACAAAGUUUAUGGAAUCUUAGGGCUUCUUCGCGGAUUUGGAGUCACCCCGCAGCUAGAAGUCAGGUAUAAUUAG